Pleurotus ostreatus (oyster mushroom) is the source of this 1329-nucleotide messenger RNA. RefSeq lists its product as uncharacterized. Gene Ontology annotation, biological process: protein phosphorylation; regulation of glucose metabolic process. Gene Ontology annotation, molecular function: pyruvate dehydrogenase (acetyl-transferring) kinase activity. Lineage: Eukaryota; Fungi; Basidiomycota; Agaricomycetes; Agaricales; Pleurotaceae. Gene Ontology annotation, cellular component: mitochondrion. The record is from RefSeq and is a predicted model, not a curated record. The transcript is spliced from 4 exons. The coding region runs from base 1 to 1329 and encodes 442 amino acids.
AUGUCUGCAGGAUUCCGGAUCACGCCUGCGCUAUGGGACAAGAUCCACCACUUUGCAUCCUUCCCCCAGACCGGUGUCUCGCUGCAGCAGAUGGUCCUCUUUGGCCAGAAUCCCAGCCAGGGCACCCUCCUCCGUGCUUCCCAGUUCCUGGCAGAGGAGCUGCCUGUCCGUCUGGCGCAUCGCUGCAAAGAGCUCGAUGAGCUGCCGCACAAUCUCAGCGCCAUGCCCUCCAUCAAGCGCGUCAAGAACUGGUACGCACAGUCCUUCCAGGAACUCAUCACCUUCCCCCCUAUCACCCUCCCCCACAAAAUACGCCGCGCGCUCAUGGACUCGCGCUCAGAAGACCACCUCCCCGAGUCCCACCCCAAUCCCUCUCUCACGAGCUUCCUCGACGACUCCUACAACCCCCACGCGCCACAUACCCAAGAGCCCUAUGCCGGCAAUGGCUAUAACAAGCUCAGGCUGAGGGUUCCCAUGGAACGCAGAUACUACGCAUCCACAAACGACAUCGCCUGGCCCCCAGAGGUCCACGCAUACAACACCGCCUUCACAAAGCUCCUCCACGCCAUCAAGGCCCGCCACGACCCCACCGUCACCACCGUCGCACAGGGCGUCCUCGAGUGGAAGAAGCGCGAGAACGCACGCCACAUCGGCCUCGACAUCCAGAGCUGGCUCGACCGCUUCUACAUGUCCCGCAUCGGCAUCCGCUUCCUCAUCGGCCAGCACGUUGCCCUCAACAACCAGUCCCCCCACCAGGACUACGUCGGCAUCAUCUGCACAAAGGCAAACGUACACGACAUCGUCCAAGAGGCCAUCGAGAACGCCCGCUUCGUCUGUGAGGAGCACUACGCCAUGUUCAAGGGGCCCCCCGUGCAGCUCAUCUGCCCAAACGACCUCGAGUUCCCCUACGUACCAGGUCACCUCUCACACAUAUGCUUCGAGCUCCUCAAGAACUCCCUCCGUGCGGUCGUCGAGCGCUACGGCGUCGACAGCGACGCCUUUCCCGCCAUCAAGGUCAUCGUCGUCGAGGGCUCAGAGGACAUCACCAUCAAGAUCUCAGACGAGGGCGGCGGCAUCCCCCGCUCAGCCAUCCCCCUCAUCUGGACCUACAUGUACACAACCAUGGAGACAAAGGCCGUCAUCGACCAGGACUUUCGCGCAUCAGACUUCAAGGCCCCCAUGGCCGGCUUCGGCUACGGCCUCCCCCUCUCACGCCUCUAUGCCAGGUAUUUUGGCGGCGAUCUAAGGCUCAUUAGUAUGGACGGCUUCGGCACGGAUGUCUAUAUCCACUUGAAUCGCCUCAGUAGUUCCAGGGAACCCCUGCAGUAG